Messenger RNA from Helianthus annuus (common sunflower), 1227 nucleotides. RefSeq lists its product as uncharacterized. Bases 140 to 913 code for a protein of 257 amino acids. Lineage: Eukaryota; Viridiplantae; Streptophyta; Magnoliopsida; Asterales; Asteraceae. The transcript is spliced from 2 exons. The record is from RefSeq and is a predicted model, not a curated record.
AAACAAAUAAAAUCACACACAUCUUCCUUCUUAAACGCACUGUAAGGACUCAACGAGGCUGCACAAACUCAACCACCUAAUUUCAAAAUCCAGUUCUUCGAUUAGCAAUCAGGCACUUCUGAUUUGUGAAGCCUUGAAGAUGCCCAAAGAUAGAAGAUCUUCGUCUGGUAGGUGUAGGGCAUCUCCCUAUUCCUGUGACGACAAAAAUGUCGAUAUAAAGAAACCCAAAUCUCACUCCCUACAAAUUGAAGAUAAAAGUGAAUGUGAAGAAGCUAGAUGCCCUAUUUGUAUGGAACACCCACACAAUGCGGUACUUCUACUUUGUUCUUCUUUUGACAAAGGAUGCCGCCCCUACAUGUGUGACACGGAUCCCCAACUCUCUAAUUGUCUUAACCAGUUUCACAAGUCAAAUGUGAAUAAGGUGAGACAACAAGCUAAGCUUGCUUGCCCUUUAUGUAGGGGUGAAAUCAACGGGUGGGCUGUGGUUGACCCUGCUCGGCAAUUCAUGGAUUCGAAAACAAGAAAUUGCUCAGUUGGUACCUGUGAUUUUGUUGGAAAUUAUUCUCAACUAACAGAACAUGCCAGCUGUGUACACCCAGGUGUUAGGCCAACAGAUGUAGACCCUGAACGCGAACUUGAGUGGAGAAGGUUGGAAGAGGAUAUGGUGCAACAAGACCUGCUCAGUAUGCAGUUGGAGUCGGAUGAUGCCGCUGAAGUCAUUGUUGGUAAGCCUGAUCUCCCUCUCCCGAGUUGGGAUUCUGAUUACGCGAUAUUUGUUGGUACUUUAGAAGCAAAUCUUGAAAAUGUUUUAUCUGAGUUUGAUUUAUCUUCAGUCGACACCACUCGGAUUUGGCAUCUUUUGUAUAGCAUGCCGGAUAGUUCAUCUUCAGAUGAAUCAGACAGUGAUUCGUGAAUAUAGUAUGUCAAGAGAGAAUGCCCGAACCACAAGAAGCAGAACCCCUACACAUGUCAGACAGAGAUCAAAAAGUUCACCAAGUUCACAUAACCGUCAAGAAUAGGUAACUACAUUGGUUGAGUUCCAUGAGCUUAGCUCAAACCCGCCUUAGCUUUUAUGUUGAUUUCUCUUGGGUUAUUCUGGGUCAGAUAUUGUUUGAAUCCUAUGUAAGUAAUGUCAGAUGUCUUUAGAUCUGCUGCUAGUAUACAGGUACUUUGAUGAUCUGUUUUUGUAUUUUAUUUUGUUUAAAGUUUUGUUUUCUUCGCUGAUUU